Molecule: messenger RNA, 1807 nt
Organism: Ciona intestinalis (vase tunicate)
Lineage: Eukaryota; Metazoa; Chordata; Ascidiacea; Phlebobranchia; Cionidae
Source: RefSeq, a predicted model, not a curated record
AACACUUCAUAACAUUGUAAAUGCUAGUUUAGUGGUGCAUACGUGUGGUAUACACAUUUUGAAGAUCAUAGAUAGACAUCAGAGGUUGUAGCUGGUGCUUUUAACUAUUGUCUGCGUGUGUAAAAUCUGCGUUUUUUUAUCUUCGAUUAUUUAUUUUUAGUAUGUAAUCUGUGAAUUUAACAAAUGGGUUCUUUAAACGAAAAUAACGAUUGCGUUCCAACGCAAUCUGAGGAUGUUUCUGCAUCCACAUCUAAUGAUGUUCAAUGGGGGCACUUACCUGACGAGAUUUGGUUGGAAAUUUUCAAACGAUGUCCCCAGUUGACUGUUAUGUUCAGACUCAGUAGAGUCUGUUCGAAAUUUCGCUCUCUUUCUUCUGAUCCAGCAAUGUGGAGACACAUUGAUUUAAAUGAGUGGGAAGAAACCGAGUUAAAUAAAAUUGUUAUCGAUGAUGAAAAUCCCACUGCAUCGAAUGAAAUAUUGCCAAAUCAUCCUACGAUUUUAAAGUCCUCUCAACUAUAUGCCUAUGUAAUGCCGAAAGUAAUGAACCAUGUUAAAAAGCUUACGCUGAGUCGGUAUUACAAGGAUUUUACGUUAAACAGUUUCGAAAGGUCCCUGCUAUGCAAGUGCGCCAACCUCACCUACCUCAACAUGGGUUUCUGUGAAAAUGUCAACUUGUUUUCCCUCCAAGAAAUUUGCUACAGCUGUCCAAACAUUGAAUGCCUCACAGUGGAAGGAUGUCGGAAUGUAGACGAUGCUUGUAUGAACACCAUCAGUAAACUGAAUCGACUUACUACGCUAGACAUUUCCCACUGUGCUGGUGUUACAGAUAUUGGGAUCCAGUAUCUCACUAAUCUAUCUUCAUCAUUGCUUCACUUCAUGGGGGAUGGUGUACUGCAUAUGUCUGACAGGGGAGUUUGCCACUUGGUUGCAACGCACACAAAGUUAGAAACUUUGGUUAUUGAUGGAGAAGAAUUAAACGAUGUUUCGAUUGAAGCAGCAACGCGGUGCCUUGAAAACUUACAAACGUUGCAUAUUUCUUUCUGUAACCAACUUACUGACAGAAGCAUUACAGCUUUGUUUAGGAAAACAAGGUUAAAACGACUUUUCAUGAAAAAACUAUCAUGCGAGAUUACAACACCAGUGUUAAAGCAGCUGUUUCUGUAUGACACUUUGAAAUAUCUGGUUGAAUUGACCCUUACCGAUUGUGACGCUGUUGUGGAUUCAACUGCAUACGUAAUUGCUGAAAGGUGUCCAAUUUUAAAAUUGUUAAACUUGAACUGGUGUUGCGCUUUAACUGAUGAAGGAAUUAUAAGGUUAACCGACACAUGCAGGCAAUUAAAAAGGUUGCAUCUUGUUGGUUUACCUUUCCUGCGUGGAAGCUGGAUAAAAGGACUUGAAUUAAAACUUCCCAAUCUUUGUUUUCUUGACCUUUCCGUUUGCAACAUGAUAAUGGAUGUAGACGUAAUAGAUCUAGUGCAGAGUGUCCAGCGCCGUGGCAAAGCGGUUAGCGAGGUUGCCUCUAACUCAGAGAAAACCUGAUUUAACAGCUUAUACUUACUACCAUGAAGAAGUUGUGUAUAAGAAAGAUCUGAAGUUGUACCAGGUCUAUAUAACAGAGGGAAAGCAAGGUGGAAAAACUAUGAGCAUCAAACAACCCCAAUGUGCUGGUUCACUUGGUUCAACUGUGGAUUUCUAAUUUCUUCUCCAUUUAUUGUUUAUCGCGUUAUUCUGCUAAUUUAUUGCUACUGUUUGACAUAUUCUUCUUAUUUUCACAUUGAUCAGUAAAACUUAUGAUACUUGCUUAAAA